Lucilia cuprina (Australian sheep blowfly) is the source of this 2061-nucleotide messenger RNA. RefSeq names its product methionine-R-sulfoxide reductase B1 (gene SelR). NCBI's taxonomy places the organism in Eukaryota, Metazoa, Arthropoda, Insecta, Diptera, Calliphoridae. Gene Ontology annotation, molecular function: peptide-methionine (R)-S-oxide reductase activity. The coding region runs from base 228 to 980 and encodes 250 amino acids. The transcript has 4 exons. Gene Ontology annotation, cellular component: cytoplasm. The record is from RefSeq and is a predicted model, not a curated record. Gene Ontology annotation, biological process: protein repair; response to oxidative stress.
AUUACGUUUUAGUUUUUCCUGCAUCUGCACUUGGUUUAGUUGUGUUGUUUCAUCAUAAUACUAUAGAGAUGGUGUCUAUCACACAAAUGAUUAAAUAAUCAUUAUUACAAAGCAGUGUAAUUGAAUAUUAAUUUGUGUGGUUUUUAUUUCGAAAUAUUCUCUAUUAAAACUUUAUCAACAUUUAUUAACGUAAUAACAAUUGCAAAUAAAUUGUGAUUUUAAACAAAAUGCUUUCACUUUUCGGCCGUACACUACAACGUAGUGUAGUGGUCAUAAAUUCUAUUAAAUUUCCUGUUGGCAAUAUCUGUAAGUUUGUUCUAGACUCCUACAAGCCUCACCAUCAUUUGUUUAGAGCAGCUAUUUUUGUUGACCCAAUAAUUUCAAAACAAUAUCGAUAUUUUUCGUCAGAUUCAUCUAAAAAUAUGGAAAAUAAAACAGAAAAAAUAUCUGUUGACAAGGAGGAACUUAGAAAACGUUUAACACCUUUACAAUAUCAAGUUACACAAGAAGCUGCUACCGAAAGACCUUUUACAGGCUGCUACAAUAAACACUAUGAAAAAGGCGUUUAUCAAUGUAUAGUUUGUCAUCAGGAUUUAUUUAGUUCGGAUACAAAAUAUGAUUCUGGUUGUGGUUGGCCUGCUUUCAAUGAUGUCUUAGAUAAGGGCAAAGUUACUUUACAUCGUGACGCCAGUAUACCAGUAGUCAUUUCAAAAAUGCUAGGCAUGGUACGCACCGAAGUGCGUUGUUCCAAAUGCAGUGCUCAUAUGGGUCAUGUAUUUGAUGAUGGUCCGCCACCGAAAUAUCUACGUUAUUGCAUCAAUUCUGCCUCAAUUGACUUUGUACCGCUAACGCAACAAAAUCCACAAAUGCCAACAAAGUCAACAACCAACAAUCAUGCUGGCUCCAAUAUACAAACAAAACCAAACGCCUCCUCUGCCUCUGCCUCCUCCACUAGUUCAAUUCAACAAAAUAAAAAAUAAGUCAAAUACAAUAUUCAAUUUCAAUAUUAAAUUGUAUAAUAAUUACUAUUAUUAUAACUAUUAUUAUUGUAGUUUGAAGAAGAGAUAUUUUGAAAACAAUUAAAACAUAUUAUGCAAUAAAAUUUGCCAUUUAUAAAGCUUAUAUUUCAUUAAUAUGCAUUUUCAAAAACAUUUUUGGUUUUUGUCACUCAUCAAAUGUGUCUUAGGAAUAAAUAAUUCAUAUUCAUUCAUUAACAUUUUCAUUUAAUAUAAAACGCUUUAUUUUGGUGGUGUCAUGCUCAGCAUUCAAUUGCGUUUCAUUAAUAAAUGUUUGUGUGUUUUAUUUUGUUUUAAAAAUUGUAUAGUAAUUAGAAACAUAUCAAAGGCGUGUUAUUUUCGUUAAAUAUUGUUUGUUAAUUGUGUUUUUUUUUCUUUAACUUUUAUUUGCAUUUUGAAAAAUUUUGCUUAAGCUCGAUUUUUUUUUAUUGUUUAAUUUUAAAGUUUACUGCAGUAAUAGUAUAAGUUACAAGAAUCUAAUUUUAAAAUUUAUUAAUGGUUUUGUUUUUAGCCAUAAUGUUAUAACUAAUUUGUAAAUUUUAAAUAAUUUAAUAAAAUUUAAAUUUGUUUUUCAAAUGCAAAAGUUUUGAGUAAAAAUACAAGUAAAAUGUUUACUCAAAGUACUCGCUCAUUAUAUAAAAACAAUACAUCAGUUUUAUUAUUACUGCAGUAAAUCUUUUAAUUAUUUAUGUUGUUUUUAAUGAAAUUUUUAAAUAAUAUUUUAAGAUUUUAAAGAAACUUAUAUUAAUUUUUACAAUUUUCUAGCUGUUAACUGAUAGUUAGUUAAAGCAUUAGAGCGAUUUCCAAAAAAUUCUGCUAUCUGUAUAACUAUGUUGGUAUAAAAGAAAGUCUAAUUGUACCAGCAAAACGUUAUACAUGCAUCUAUAGCCUUUAUCUUGACCGUAGUCCAUUUACCAAUAUCUUUCUGUCCGUCCAUCCGUUUGUUUGUUACAAACAUUUUUCAAAAAAUCUGUAAUAUUAUUCAUGUUUAAAGUUAUGUUUUAAUUAAAAAAAUUAAAAAAACCCUUUUAAUAAAAAUUUCUUU